UUACAGUACCAAAUCACCAGUGCCAGCGUAAGUAAGCGACGCAAGAUUUCCGAGGCACAAUCAGCAGUCUCUUGUUUUUGAAAGUUAUACCCAAGAUUUAGUAUUCCCAAAAGCAACGAAGAACGGAGGAUCAUUUUCAUGCAAACUUUGCAGACUGGUGACAAUGUUUGGCAUCGAGAUCAUCACAGCCCUAAUUGGCUUGGGCUGCAUUGCCGCGGCCUAUUUCGUUAUCUCAUACAGUCUCCGCGAAAAGACCUACGAAGAGGCUCUGGCAGAGCAGCGCGGCGGUCGUGGCGAGGCCGCAAGGGCGCUGAAAAAGGACAAGCUCACGAAAAAACCGAAGAAGAAGGUCACAAGCGACGGCGGGAGCAGUGACGCCGGAACUCUUGUAAAAGAGCGGAAAUUCCCAACUCUAGCCAAAGAAAAGCACGCAAAAGAAGCAGAAAAACCAAAAGAUGGCAAGGUAGCCGCUGCACACAUUCCCGAAAAAAUUAAGCAUCGUCCGGAUGAGCUGGAAACGAUCGCUGGUGAGGGAAAAGUCGAACCAGCUGGGAAAAUCCCAUCUGCGCCCGCCGCCAAGAAAACGGAGAAAAAGGUAGAAAAUGAUCACCGCAAGCCUGAUGAAACCUAUGCGGAGGCCGUUAAGCUUCAUGCGGAUAAUAUACCUGUGGAGAAAACACAAGAACAAGUUGGAAAAGCGAAGGAGCAGCAAGAGGGUGUUGUAAAGACAAAGGAGCACAAACAGGAGACUGCCAAGAAGGAACGCGAGACUGCGACGGCGACGCAGGUUAAAAGUGCUCCUGUGGAGCAUGAAGCUCCCAAGAAAACCAAGACCGAGGUACGAAGUGAGAAACCUGUGAAGCAGGACACACGCGGAGCGCACAAGGAAGACGCCAAGAAGGCUGUUGCACCUGCUGUCAAUGGACUUACUUCCGGCUCUGUGUAUCAGGAGGUUUUGGGAUUGUUGAAUUCCAUCCCAUUAUCGGACGCAGAGACUCAGAAACUGUUCCAGAUUUUGAUUGACAAACAAAGUGAACGUCAUACGGAAUGGGUUCAGCUGGGAAAAAGCGAACAAGUCGAUCCUUCUACGAUUGCAAAGCGAAUAAUUGCGGACAGAGAGCGAGAGCUCGUGGAAGAGAAAGAAUUGAACAAAGCUUUGGCUGAUCAGUUACGAGAUAUAAAGAACUUGUUGAAUGCUGAAAAGUCGCGUCUGCGCGAAGUAAACGAUGUCGCUCGUGUAACGGCAGAACGCGUGCCGGCUCUGGAAACGGAAGUGAAAAAUCUGACUGGGCGAUUGAAGCAAGGACAGGACAAGCACGCCGUGGAGAUUACGCAGAUGGCUCAGAAACUACAGGAAGCCGAAUCCCGUGCGGCUAUGAAAAUCAUGCAUUUAGUAGAGCGCCUACACGAACACAGCCAACAUUCAGUGGUCCAUGUCCAAAACGAUAACGGGGAAUUGCGAGGUGAACUGGAAACCCUGCGCGCUGAACGCGACCGUCUGCUGCAGGAGGUGAACCAUAAUCGCAGUCAAACCCAACAUCUUGAACAGCAGAUCAAAGAUCUGCAACACAAGAAAGGGCAAAUUCAGUCGCACGACUACGAUGAUGCAAUGCGUGAGGAACUUGAACGUCUGCGCCCCAGUGCCGCGGAAACCGAAACUGAAGUGCGUAGUUACAACGAGCUGGAAGAGAAGUGUACCAAGAUGGUGCCCAGCCUGCAGGUUCUAUCUAACAGAACUGUUAUAAUCAGCUCAAAAAAUACGCGCGAAUACGCGGCAUGGGCCUUAAAAGUGGACCCUCCGUGUCAGGAACAACGUGGCGGAUUCUUUUCAAGAAUUUCACGCUUUUUUUUUCUUUCACUAUUAACCGCCUGUUUGUUAUUGAUUGUUGCGAUUUAUUUUGUAUGUUUCGUACAUGGUGUGAUACCGUAUAUUUUUCUAGGGAUCGUUGUCUCAUAUAUGUUAUGCAUCGGAUUUUUAGCUUUUCGAGUUAACAAGUUCCGUACGAUUGAUUGAAACAAACUUCGAACGAUUGGUUGAAUCUUUCUCAAGGUGCUUCUCCGUUCUCAGUACUGGGGCUACGUUGUACGGAGACGUGAUAUGUAGGGAGUAAUUGGUGUGGAUUCGUGGGUUAUCGUUAUGAUCCGGAAGAUCGGCUUACGUUGGCCAUUGCGGUGCGUUGGCCAUGUCCAAUGCGGCUGCCGAUCCGCAGUCGCUAAUUGAAUCCGAACUGAAGAAAUGUGUCGUGCAUCAGGUGGCCAACAUCCGUAAAGCCUUUCUGGCCAAGGAGAAGAAUGGUGUUGUGAUGCUGCGAACGGAAGGUGUCAAUUUCGAUUACAUGAUGCAGUUUGAUGAAAUUGUGGACCUGAAUCGACUCAUGUCCAAUGAUAUCCAAGCGGUGGCGGAGCGCUUCGGGACAGAAGCGGCAGCCAAGACCAUAAUCCGGGAGUGCAAUAGCGUAUUCGGCGCAUACGGGAUCGAUGUCAAUUAUCGGCAUUUGUCUUUGGUGGCUGAUUAUAUGAGUCGGGAUGGCGUGGUUAAAGCGUUUAAUCGAUUGGCCAUUGCCAGUAAUGCGUCACCGUUCCAGAAAAUGAGUUUUGAAACAUCCAUGAAUUUUUACCGGGAUGCUGUUGUCAACGGAGCCCGGGAUACCCUUCAAAGUCCAUCUGCUCAGCUGAUUAUCGGAGAACGCGUUCGCGUCGGUGCCGGUUUAUUUUCGCUGCGAGCCCCCGUACGGUUUGAUAAGUAACAGUGGUGGAAAUCGUAAAGGCUUGUGGUGGAUUUCGGCUUUACAGUACCUGGCCAAAUGUGUUGUGCAUUGUGUUAUUCUGUGAUGAAAAGUUUCUCUUUACGAAGGCUGAAUCGUGUAAAUUUGUACUGGUUGAAGAUGCGUCUGUUGAAAAUAAGCGCAAAGAAAAUUGAAGUUUUGUUGAGCAUUCUUGCAUUAUUUUAUGCCAGUAAAAAUUUUAUUUCUUUACUGAUUGCGGCACGGCUCUUUUAUGUCUCGUUAGGAAUCCGAAAGUAUAAUGAGUCGCGCGUGCAUAACAGGAAGCAUCUGCGCGGCGAUUAUCAAAGCGCAGUUAAAUUAUGCUCUGAUGCGAAUAAUAACGGUGAAAUGAAUAAAUUG
Paramacrobiotus metropolitanus is the source of this 3125-nucleotide messenger RNA. Its product is annotated as thyroid receptor-interacting protein 11-like. Gene Ontology annotation, cellular component: endoplasmic reticulum membrane. Lineage: Eukaryota; Metazoa; Tardigrada; Eutardigrada; Parachela; Macrobiotidae. The transcript has 9 exons. The record is from RefSeq and is a predicted model, not a curated record. The coding region runs from base 164 to 2014 and encodes 616 amino acids.